This is a messenger RNA of Mastomys coucha (southern multimammate mouse), 1719 nucleotides long. It is a transcript of the gene Sertad3, whose product is annotated as SERTA domain containing 3. The transcript has 2 exons. Lineage: Eukaryota; Metazoa; Chordata; Mammalia; Rodentia; Muridae. Gene Ontology annotation, biological process: positive regulation of DNA-templated transcription. Bases 502 to 1098 code for a protein of 198 amino acids. Gene Ontology annotation, cellular component: nucleus. The record is from RefSeq and is a predicted model, not a curated record.
CCCCGCCCUCCGGUUUGACCCAGCCUUCGGAACUCCGGGGGACGUGGCCUCCACCAGCUGCCCAGCCUGCAAAACCACAGGGGAGGGGAGGAUAGUGUCACCCGGCUGUCACUCCGCAGUGGGGUCGGGUAGAAGGGGUCUGCAGUGAAACGGAGGAGUGAGAAACACAUCUGGGUCCAAAGUGGCAGUUCGGACCGCGUUACCACCCUCCACCAUGGAGACUCCGCCCCGCCCCCUGACCAGUAGCAGCCAACCUAAACGCGACCCGGCCCAGUGAUGGACGGGGCCUAGCAUCCGCGGCUCCUCUUAGCCAAUGGCGCUCCGCGGCGGGCAGGAUUCCAACCAAUCCUGGCAUGCGCCUGGCCUCCAGGGCGGAGCCGAGUGGCCCCUGUCCAGACCCAGAGGCCCGGGGAAAGUGAGCCGGACUCCUACCCAGCACCGGUGAAACCCAGCGCUGCAGGCUUGUCGGAGGUAGUCGUGGCGACCCUGGCAGCCGAGGACAUGGGAGGCUUAAAGAGGAAACAUUCUGAUUUGGAAGAAGAGGAGGAGGAGGAUGAGAAGUGGGACUGGAGUCCAACAGCCCUUCGGAGUUACCAGCAAGCCCUGCUCCGAAUCUCUCUGGACAAAGUCCAGCGCAGCCUGGGCCCCAGAGCACCCAGCCUCCGCAGGCACGUCCUUAUCCACAACACGCUCCAGCAGCUACAGGCCGCUAUUCGCCUAGCUCCAGCCCCAGCCCUGCCCCCAGAGCCUCUCUUCCUAGGUGAGGAAGACUUCUCCCUGUCUACCACCAUUGGCUCUAUCCUCAGGGAGCUGGAUACAUCCAUGGAUGAGAUGGAGCCGCCUCUGAAUCCAGCAGCUUCCUCAGAUCCCCAGAAUGAGAUCAUGUCCGAGGCUGAUCCUGUGUUCUUACAGGCUCUGAGCUCCCGGUACCUGGGAGACUCUGGCCUGGAUGACUUCUUUCUGGACAUUGAUACAUCUGCAGUGGAAAAGGACAUUGCACUUCCACCUCCAGAGCCACCUCACAGCCUCUUCUGUACCCCAGGAUCCUGGGAAUGGAAUGAAUUGGACCACAUUAUGGAAAUCAUCCUGGGAUCCUAAAACUGAUGGGAUCCUUCCAGACAUCAGCCUCAGUGGGCUGGGUCCUUAGAUGGGACUCUUGUAUGUGUGUUUGGCAGAGGCUCUCAACAGUAACCGUGUAGCCUCCUUUCCUCCUAUGUCAGGAUUCCACAAACUGUCCUGCAUGUGUGCGUGUCUGCUUACCACAGCCUUCCGUGAAGGUGCGUCUUCCUCAGUUAAUUUAUCUCUUCCAAAUGCCUUAAGGAGCCUGUUUCAGGAAGUCUUGGUUCCUCACUUACACAUUUCUUCUGCCUCUAGUUCCCACUGCCCUUAUGACCACUAGGGUCUCAGGGAAGAUAAAACUGGACCUGACAAGGGAUGAUAGGUGGGCUGCCUCUCCGGGGAGAGGGAGGGACUGGUCUCCCUCUGGGCAGGCUCAACCUCUUGGCAGGACCCUAGUCCCAGCAGCCUCCUGAUUCAUAACCAGGCUGGACCAUGUGCAAUAGGGCGGAAAUCUACCAGCUCUGUGCUGUGCUACUUAAGAAGAAAGAGGAGGUGGGAUUUGUAGUGGUGUUUGUUUGUUUGUUUGUUUGUUUUGGGUGUUUUUUUUUAGUGAAGUUUUGUUUUUGUUUUUUGUUUUUUCUAAUAAAAACAUUUUGGAAA